Rotaria sordida is the source of this 801-nucleotide messenger RNA. The record is from the annotation of a GenBank genome assembly. Lineage: Eukaryota; Metazoa; Rotifera; Eurotatoria; Philodinida; Philodinidae.
AUGAUAAAGUCUUUAUUAUUAACCUUAAUCAUAAUUUAUUAUUUUAAUAAAUACAAAUUUUUAUUAGCAGAUGAUCAUUUAUAUAAACAUUAUUCAAGACGUACAGUUAGUCAAAUUAAUUAUGAAAAUGAAACUUUAACUGAUAGUGAUGAUGAUAGCAAUGUAUGUCAUUUAUCUGUAAAAUGUCCAAGUGUAUCAAGAUUAUCUUCAUUCGAUCGAGAUAAUCGUAAUCGUCGUUUUACAGUUGAUACUUUCUUAGCAAUGCAUGGUCCUCCAGGACCACCAGGUUUACCAGGUCCUCGAGGUAAUUCUGGACCACGUGGCGCUGCUGGACCUCAAGGACCAGUUGGUCGAUCAAAAGAAUCAGUACCUAUUAUUGCUUUUGUUGCUUAUCUUCAAAAAAUGUUAUCAGUUGAAUCUAAUCGAUCAGAAACAAUCGUUUUUGAAAAUGCUGACAUCAAUGAAGGAAAUGGUUAUAAUCGAACAACUGGUAUAUUUACUGCUGUUUAUCGAGGCGUCUAUAAAUUUAGUAUGACAAUUAUGGCACAAAUGGAUUCAAUUGCUACUGUACGUAUUGUUCAUAAUGAAAAUAAUGUUCUUGGAAUGAUACGAUGUGAUUGUCGACGUCGUUUUUCACAUGUACGUGGUAAUGUUUAUGCUGAAUUAGAACCUAAUGAUCAAGUUAUGGUUGAAGCACUUGGUGAUCCAAAUAAUCCGGGACAAUCGGCACCUCGUAAUAAUAUAUAUGGAUAUACAUAUACACAUUUUAGUGGUGUACUUUUAUUUUUAACAAAUAGUUGA